Molecule: messenger RNA, 519 nt
Organism: Cokeromyces recurvatus
Lineage: Eukaryota; Fungi; Mucoromycota; Mucoromycetes; Mucorales; Mucoraceae
Exons: 1
Coding region: 1-519 (172 amino acids)
Source: RefSeq, a predicted model, not a curated record
AUGAUUUCCGCCAUAGUGUAUGGAAAGAAUGAUUCUUUUGUUAAGUUAUUGUACUCAAUUGCGCAUGAUAAUCUUGAUCAGUUAGUUGGAGAAGAAGCUGAGAAAUUGGAAGCUAUAAACAAAAUUUGUAGUAUUAGUGAAAUCCAAUUACGCAAGAUAAAAAAAUACCUGGAAAAAGGAGAUGCAGCAUCAAGAAAAAAGUCAUUAAGCUAUGUGGAUGAUACUUUGGAAUUCUUGCAACGACAGAAAAGGAAAUAUUGUGAAGCAAUCGAAACAACACCGAUUGAUGAAACUCCUCCUUUGGUUUAUCUGAAUAAAAGAAGACAGCCAAGCACUGUAGAACUUGACGACGAAGUGCAUGAUGCAGAAUUAUAUGACUUUGUCCAACGUUUCAAAAACGCAAGUAGAAUCAAUUGGAAAGAAUGCUUCAGAAAAGGACAUCUAGAAAAUAUUGAGUCAAUUAAACAAUUCAAUACUUGUGAGAGUCUACGAUGUCAUUAUAAUAGAAAAUUUAAAUAA